GUACACCCUGCGAAAUAGUCUCUUGUAUAGGGCACAGUAAAUGAAUCACCCAAAUCAUAACACGAAACAAGCUUCUGACUUCUAAGUAAUCGCUUGCUUCAGUUAUAAUAUUUCUAUUCUUUAUCCACUCCAGUACCCCAUAUUUGUUUUCACCCGGACUGCCAGCAGCCUGCUUCAUCCCAACUGUCCCCUCAUCAUCCACGUAUUUUUUCCCCAUCUUAUGACGUAGCUAGGCCUUCCCCACACAGACCUCUCUCCAAUUCGCAGAACCAGAGCGUAAAACCAAGAGGGUCAAUCGAAAGCCAACAAAAGAAGCAGCAUCAAGAAACGAAAUACAACACCCCAUAUACCCGAAAAGUCAAUUCCAAACAUAAACACAACAAAUGAAAACCCACAACCAAGGGGGCCCCCUCUACAUCGGCUUCGACCUCUCCACCCAACAACUAAAAGGCCUGGUCGUCACCUCCUCGCUAAAAGUCAUCCAUGUAGCCAAAUUCGACUUCGACGCCGACUCGCACGGCUUCCCCGUCGAAAACGGCGUGCAGACCAACGAGGUUGAGCAUGAAGUCUUCGCACCCGUCGCCAUGUGGCUGCAAGCGCUGGAUGGCGUGCUGCUCCGGCUUAAGGAGCAAGGGCUGGAUUUCGGGCGUGUACGCGCCAUCAGCGGUGCGGGCCAGCAGCAUGGCAGUGUCUAUUGGAAUGCGGAUGCCGGGCGGAUUUUGGCUGAGUUGGAUGCGGGGAGGGGGCUGGAGGAGCAGGUUGCGGCGGCGCUAUCGCAUCCGCAUAGUCCGAAUUGGCAGGAUGCGAGUACACAACGGGAGUGUGACCAAUUUGAUGAGUUUCUGGGGGGACAGGGCAAGUUGGCGGAGGUGACGGGAAGUAAGGCGCAUCAUAGAUUUACGGGACCGCAAAUACUACGGUUCCAGCGCAAGUACCCGCAUGCAUAUAAGAAGACUGCGAGGAUCUCACUCGUCUCGUCCUUCCUGGCGUCCUUAUUCUUAGGCAAGAUUGCCCCCUUUGAUAUCUCAGAUGUAUGCGGGAUGAAUCUAUGGGAUAUUCAAAAGGGCCGGUGGAAUGAGCGGUUGCUCGAGCUAUGCGCUAGACCGUAUGGAGUAGCCGAUUUAAAACAAAAACUAGGCGACGUGCCAGACGAUGGUGGAAUAGAACUGGGGAAAAUUAACCGCUACUUUAUAGAGCGGUACUCGUUCAAUCCUGAAUGUGUUGUAAUUCCGUCCACGGGAGAUAAUCCAGCUACAAUCCUCGCUCUACCUUUGCGACCAGGGGACGCAAUGGUAUCCCUAGGAACUUCAACUACCUUCCUCAUGUCAACGCCAGAAUACAAGACUGACCCCUCGACACACUUCUUCAACCACCCAACAACACCGGGGCUCUAUAUGUUCAUGCUCUGCUAUAAGAACGGCGGAUUGGCGCGCGAACACAUCCGUGACGCCAUUAAUGAUAAAAUUAGCAAAGACUCAUCUGGCACCACUUCUUCCGAUCCCUGGAGUAACUUUGACAAAGCCCUCCUGCAACGACCAGCAGCCGGCCAAAGAACAGACGCUGAUCUCAUGAAAAUGGGCCUCUUCUUCCCCAGGCCCGAAAUCGUACCUAACCUCCGCAACGGCGAAUGGCACUUCAACUACGACCCCCGCAAAAAGACCCUCGAGGAAUCCGAGCAGAGCUGGGACAGGCCACUGGACGACGCGCGUGCCAUCGUCGAGAGCCAGAUGCUCUCGCUACGUCUGCGCUCUCGCGAUCUCGUGCACAGCCCGUCCAAAGACACCCCGCCGCAGCCCCACCGCGUAUACCUUGUUGGUGGUGGGUCGCGCAAUAAAGCCAUUGCCAAAGUGGCCGGGGAAGUCCUCGGCGGGGUUGAAGGGGUUUACAAGCUAGAUGUUGGUGAGAAUGCUUGUGCGCUUGGGGCAGCCUAUAAGGCCGUCUGGGCGCAGGAGAGGGCGCCGAACCAGACGUUUGAGGAUUUGAUUGGGAAGAGGUGGAAGGAGGAGGAGUUUGCGGAGAAGAUUGAUGAAGGGUAUCAGCCUGGGUUGUUUGAGAGGUUUGGGAAGGCGGUGGAAGGGUUUGAGAUGAUGGAGAAGCGGAUUUUAAGGCAGGAGGCGGAAGGAAGGAGUGCGGGUUGAGUUUAAAUCGUUUUGCUUCUCUACUGUUCCUCGUCUCAUUUUCACUUUUUCUGGGGCUUUUUUUUUU
Messenger RNA from Blastomyces dermatitidis ER-3, 2205 nucleotides. RefSeq names its product D-xylulose kinase A. The record is from RefSeq and is a predicted model, not a curated record. Lineage: Eukaryota; Fungi; Ascomycota; Eurotiomycetes; Onygenales; Ajellomycetaceae. Gene Ontology annotation, cellular component: cytosol. Gene Ontology annotation, molecular function: D-xylulokinase activity. Bases 384 to 2138 code for a protein of 584 amino acids. The transcript has 2 exons. Gene Ontology annotation, biological process: xylulose metabolic process; D-xylose metabolic process.